Durusdinium trenchii is the source of this 1875-nucleotide messenger RNA. The record is from the annotation of a GenBank genome assembly. NCBI's taxonomy places the organism in Eukaryota, Dinophyceae, Suessiales, Symbiodiniaceae.
CAUCGUAGCCCAACGGACGAAUGGCUGCCACCCGUUGCAGCACAGGCAGUCUAAACGAUGUCCAGCUCCCUCACCCGCAGCUGGAGCGAUCGUAGCCACUGUCGCAUCCAAAAAUGUUGGUUCCCCCUUCGUGUUUGCUGGGAUACCGGUCGCUUGGGGAUGAAGCUGGUUGAGCAGGAUGGCGUCUUGGUGGUCAGGAGAACGCAGAAGGGCACCUGGGCAGAUGAGAUGAAGUUGCGUAUCGGAGACGAGCUUGUGAGCAUCAACGGCCAAGCGGUGUCACAGAUGAUGGAGCAAGAAUGCCGUGACACGCUCUUGUGGCGUCGACCUUUGCGGCUCACCUUUGCACGGCUCUGCAGGGCCUCGGCAACGCCACGCUUACGGAACCGGUUGGAUCAGGCGCUUCAAUUUUCACAGUCCCAGCUUCAAGAUGCUCCACCACGGAGGCCUACUACAGAGGUUGCUCGUUCAAGAGCUGAAAGCGUGGAAGUGCAAGGGGGGCUGGAGGAGGUUGAGGAAAAGACGGUCAACACUGUCGUCACGCAGCUUUGGGGCAACCUCCAGGAUGGACCUGCACCUCCAGUGCCAUCGUGUGAGCAGAUGGAGGCGGAGACGGAGGAUUCUCAAAUUGAGCCUCCUGAUAUUUCUGGUCCAUCUCAUCCUCCCGAGCAACUUCCAGAGCGCAGUGAGGUUGACACCUCUUUGGAAGAACAUGACAAGGUAUCUGCCGCACCCUCCUCAUUCGCAGCUGAUUACUUGGAUGACGACUUCGAGAACGACGAUGAGUUCGACGAGGAGUCAGCCGAGCAAGUUGAUGCUCACGAGCAGGGUGGUUACCCAUCAUCAGGUGAAAGAACAGCGACUGCUGGGCAUCUGGAGCAAAAGGAAAAGACCAAACAGAUGGAGGCGGAGGAUUCUCAAAUUGAGCCUCCUGAUAAUUCUGGUCCAUCUCAUCCUCCCGAGCAACUUCCAGAGCGCAGUGAGGUUGACACCUCUUUGGAAGAACAUGACAAGGUAUCUGCCGCACCCUCCUCAUUCGCAGCUGAUUACUUGGAUGACGACUUCGAGAACGACGAUGAGUUCAACGAGGAGUCAGCCGAGCAAGUUGAUGCUCACGAGCAGGGUGGUUACCCAUCAUCAGGUGAAAGAACAGCGACUGCUGGGCAUCUGGAGCAAAAGGAUUCUCAAAUUGAGCCUCCUGAUAAUUCUGGUCCAUCUCAUCCUCCCGAGCAACUUCCAGAGCGCAGCGAAGCUGACGCCUCUUCCGUUGCACCGUCCUCGUUCCUGCCUGAUUACUUGGAAGACGACUUUGAGAACGACGAUGAGUUCGACGAGGAGUCAGCUGAGCCACAAUUUGCUAGACACCAGGACGUAUUCCAAGACUCGCAGGGCAAGGUGGAUGAUAAGAAGGCCCAGGUGAGUGAUCGAAAAGUUGUCUUCGCCGAUGAGCAACUAUCAAGGUCUCAGAACCUUGGACUCAGAGGUCGUGAAAUAGAUGAGAAUCCGCCAGAACCAGACAUUGAAGAGAUACAGGCACAUCCGGCCUUUGCACGGCAAGUGAGCUUUUCCUCUGAUGUCGGCGAAGAUUCCAACAAAGCCAAAAUGCGCAAAGGCACCGCCUUUGUCCGUGCGGACAGCCUGCCGGAGUCAGAGGAAGAUGAUGAGGAGGCUCCUGCAGCUGCAUCUGAGCGGAAAGUCAGUUUCUCCCAUGAAGCUGGUGUCGAUUCAGAGACGGCCAGAGCCAUCAGAAGAGGCACUGGCUUUGUGGCUACAGAGAACCUGCCAGAGUCAGAGGAUGAAGAAGACGAGGCUCCUGCAGCUGCAUCUGAGCGGAAAGUCAGUUUCUCCCAUGCUGGAUUCACUCGGAGAUUGUAA